This is a messenger RNA of Megalopta genalis, 1668 nucleotides long. Its product is annotated as pyrimidodiazepine synthase. Gene Ontology annotation, biological process: glutathione metabolic process. NCBI's taxonomy places the organism in Eukaryota, Metazoa, Arthropoda, Insecta, Hymenoptera, Halictidae. Gene Ontology annotation, cellular component: cytoplasm. Gene Ontology annotation, molecular function: glutathione transferase activity; glutathione dehydrogenase (ascorbate) activity. The record is from RefSeq and is a predicted model, not a curated record.
CUUACAAACCAUUGUGGAAAUUGCAAUUCAUCGAAUUUAUAAAUCUUGUUUAUAUAUAUAAAAACAUUAUUAUUUCAAAUAUUAUUACUUCUGGAUGAAGUAACAUAAUCAGUCAGUAAUACCGAAAUAUCUUUAUCGUUUGAUUUUUACUCCUACGUAGUCUGUUAUUAUUGAUGGAUCUCAAACUAGGCUACCUAUGUAAGUACAUAUUUACAUGCAAAUUUCAGCUGUAUAUACGUACAUUUGCGCGCAUACACAUGUGCACUAGUAAUUUCAGUUUUGCCUGUGUAAAAGCAAUCCACCUGCGCGUCCGCAACUUCGCACAGUCAGUCUAUAGCGUUAUUGCAGAUUGAAAAGUACUUCCCUUUGUAAUUUUUUGGAGAAAGUUCUGUCUUUGCCAUCAAUCAGAAAAAUCAAAUAACAAACGUUACCAAUUAUUUCUACACUUAUUUUCGCUGAAAUUGAUCAUUAUAUCAGCCUAAAAAAAGCAUUCCUUUAUUAUCAUCGGUUGAAGAAAAAUUUUCAAGUAUGAGCAGUGAACAUCUUGGUGCUGGCUCCCAGAAACCAGCAGAAAUAAAAGGACAAGCGCGUUUAUAUAGCAUGAAAUUUUGUCCUUUUGCCCAGCGUAUUCGGUUAAUACUGUCUUACAAAAAAAUUCCUCAUGACAUCGUUAACAUCAACUUAAUGAAUAAGCCAGAAUGGUAUUUUGAGAUUCAUCCUGAAGGUAAGGUGCCAGCAUUAGUUGAUACCGAUAAUGGGGAGGAACGUGUUUACAAAGAAUCUAUAGAUAUAGCAAACUAUUUGGAUAAAAAAUAUCCCGAGCCACCUUUAUACAAUGAAGCAACAAAGGCUUGUGAUUUGGAGCUCUUAGACCAUUUUUCCAAAAUUGUUACAAUUUUCUCAAAUUGUAUACAUGGUAAAGACAAAAGGAGUUUGAAUGAAAUUACUGCUGAAAUGUCAAGUUUGUUAAAAGAGUUUGAAAAAGAAUUAGAAACUCGUGGAACUAUUUUCUUUGGUGGAACUCGACCUGGAAUGUUGGAUAUAUUUAUGUGGCCCUGGGUUGAACGAAGAAAAAGUUUACCUUUAAUCUAUAAGGAACCAAUGAGUCCUAAUGAUGGUAGUUUUACGCAUACAGCUGAAUGGGUUCGAAAUAUGAAAGCCCAGCCAUUUGUGCAAGAAAACGAAUGUUCUCAUGAAAAGUUUGCACAGUUAAUCGAAAAUAUGAAUGCAGGAAAAGUUGACUUUGAUAAACUAUAAGAUAGUUACUUAUUUGGAAAAUAAGAGUACUUCCACGACAUGUGAUAUUACACACUUUAAUUAUUAUCAUUAAAAUAUAAAAAUAAUAUAAAUUUAACAAUUACGCGUACAAACAUACGUGAGUUGAUACUUAACUUAGAUUUUUGAAGCUAUUCAUGUUCCAGUAUUACAGUAUUCAGUUAGUAAAUCUUCCAGUGACUAAUCACAAAACAUCGAAUAAUGUUUUUAUUUCUAUAAUUAGGAUUCAAUAAAUUGUAAAAAGUAAUGUUCAAGGACUGUAUAACGUAUAUCUACUACCACGACAAUAUACAUAUAUACAUUGUAAACAUGUCCACUGCACUAGUGCUACAGUUUUAUACGAAAUAUUACCUCAUGACCUUUAUUAUAAAUAUACAAACUCCCCUAAAGCAA